AACUGUAUUGACUUAAAGUACGAAGGAACGAAGACAAAACGUACGCGCGUGGAUUGUAUGUAGAAUUUAAAGCCGGCAGCUUUUUGAUUAAAGAUCACGCAAGAAUUUGCUAAAUAUUACUGCUAAACAUUGUAAAUGGACUUAUAUUCUAUGUGAUACUCAUGGCAAUAUUGAGUUUUUGUGAUAAUCAAGGUUUUCUGUUAAAAGUGAGAGUGAAUUCACUAAAAACAUAAGACCCUUUUGGCAACGAAUUUGUGUGAAGUAUAAGUACAAGGAUUUAUAUAUUAAGAAAGGGACAUGGUUGGUAGAAUUUCAAGAACAUAAUAAUCAUUUUGAAGCCGCAAGGAAGGAUAAAGAAACUGGUCAGCCUAAAGCGGCAAUUGUAAAAUGGGGGAUCGGGGCGCGACGGGGGGCGCUUGGGGUGCGCGCGAUGAGGCCUCGUGGUGGCCUGGAAGCGCAGGGGAUCUACAGCAGCAGCAACAACAGCAACAACAACAAAUAAAUGAGGAAAUUGCACGAAGCACAGCUGCUGCAACGCAUCAGUUAUACACAUAUAAAAUGACUGGAGGUUUUCCAAAUAAUGGCGGUGAUAACUCUACAUCUAGUUACGAUUACCGCCUUGUAUCUGGCUCUAAUAACAGAGAAGAAUCUCCUCAGCAGUCUUGGUGGUAUGCAUCAGGAUCAGUUGAUUCUCACCAACAGGCGUCGUCUCCGGCGUCCCAGAACCAGUCAAGUCCAGAUCCGGAGCAAGGCACACAGCAGGCAAAUGGUAUUCAGAACCAUCAGUCGCAGGAGCAGAACCAGGCCAUACAACAGCAGGGCCAGAUACAGCAGCUCAUCCAACUGAACUUGAGGAAGGAGUUGCAGCAAGCACACACUUUGCAGCAAACCUUGCAACAGCAGCCGCAGCAAAAUCAACAGCAAACAUUGCAGCAGAUGCUGCAACAACAACAACAACAACAGCAGCAGCAGCAGCAACAACAACAGCAGCAGCAACAGCAUCAACAACAGCAGCAACAGCUGCAACAGAGUUUACAGCAGACAUUGAGCCAAGCUCAAGCGCAGGCCCUUGUACAAGCGCAAGCUGUGUUGCAGCAACAAGUUGCCCAGACAUUGCAGCAACAGCAGCAAACACUGCAGGAUCACUUGCAGGCUGUACAGCAACAACAAAUACAGGCUGCAUUGCAACAACAAUCUGCAACAUUACAAGAACUGCAGCAGCAAGCCCAACAGCAACAGCAGGCGUUAAUAGCGCAGUCCGCGAACAAGACCGCCGCGAAAAUGCCGCGCGCACGCGCGUACAACAAGCCGCGCGGUCGCAUGACCGCGUACGCCUUCUUCGUGCAAACCUGUCGCGAGGAACAUAAGAAGAAGCACCCUGAUGAGAAUGUUGUGUUCGCUGCCUUCUCAAAGAAGUGUGCCGAGCGAUGGAAUACGAUGUCAGAAAAGGAGAAGCAGAGGUUCCACGAGAUGGCAGAGGGGGACAAGAGGCGGUACGACCUGGAGAUGCAGAGCUACGUACCGCCGAAGGACGUGAAGAUCGGCCGCGGGCGCCGCCGCCAGCAGUACAAGGACCCCAACGCGCCGAAGCGAUCGCUGUCGGCGUUCUUCUGGUUCUGCAACGACGAGCGCUCGAAGGUGAAGGCGAACAACCCCGAGUACUCGAUGGGCGACAUCGCCAAGGAGCUCGGCCGGCGCUGGGCCGCCGCCGAACCCGAGACCAAGUCCAAGUACGAGGCGCUCUCCGAGCAGGACAAGGCGAGAUAUGACAGGGAGAUGACAGCGUACAAAAAGGGGCCACUAGGUUUAGUCCAGGCGCCCCCGCAGGAGGUCGAGGACGUCGGGGACUUCGAGGCCGACGAGGAGUACAAGUGAAGUGUUAGUGACUAGUUGUAUCGUACCGAACUGUUCCUUUGCGUAUGGUACUGUAUGUCGGCCCGGCGCGCUCGCAGCGCAGGAACUUUACAAGUCAUAUCAUUUCCACGAGUAUUAUAUUGUUUACUAUAUCUUUUUAUACUCGAUUCGUAAAUUUUCUCUUUCACAGUUACACAGUCACAAUCAGUUUUCACAGUCUUAGGAAGACUUUCGUUGAUGGCUAGUAUAAUCGUAAUCAAAUACCCUCCUAUAACAAUAAUAUUAAAAAAAAAACUAUGGUUAAAAAUUAACACGACACUUUCGUUAAGGUGUGACUUUUAUGACCUGAAUAAAAUUAAAUAUUAGUUUAACUGGACCAUAGUUGUUGGUCUAACUUGCUUUUAUUACUGUACCUAUGUCUAAGAAUCGUUUGGAUGCUGGAUACAUGUCAUCUGGCAAAAUGAAUGUCAUUGUAAAAGUUCUGCGUUGCGGCAACUUGCGAGCGAACGCUCAGGGCUUUAUUGUUUGAUUUUGGCAGAAUACUCGUGUGGUACCUGUACUGGUUACAGGAUGCCAGUAUUAAUUCACCAUUAGGCUAAUACUGAAUGGCUAUGCGUCCAGGUCAUUUAAGUGUCUUGACAUCGGAGCAAAAAUUGAUAAAGGACUGUCUCAUUUCAAACAUAGACAGAGAGAAUCAUACUAUCUUUGUCUUACACUAGUACUAGCACCCAAAAGAAAAGGAUGAGUAUAGUUUUGUUAGUUCUUAUUUGCUGACAGUUUGGUUUGACCAACUAUAGCCAUCGUGGAGUAUAGUUUUGCAAAAGGUGAGAUGUCAACAAAACGUAGUGCUUAUACUCAAAACUUUUUCUUUCACCAAGUUAGGCCUUUUCCUGACUUAGCAUCCAGGAAUCGAAAUCAGAAAAGUCAGGCAAGCGCCUUACGUUGUCUCCUCCUAGUUAUAAAAUAUAAAUACUUAUAUUCCUUAAGAUGGUGGGGUUAGAUUCUUAAAUUUUACAUCAACUUCGGAUCACAGCCUAAUAAGAAUUAGAAGAGAUUGUACCCAGUUUUGGUCAAAAUUUCUUGCAAUACAACAAUACUGGUGCGUUCAAUACAAGUACUGUAAUGUUUAACACAAACAGUAAUUAAAUAGUUUUUUUGUGUUAGUUACUGCACUUACGCAAUGUACUUUCGAAUGUAAUGUAAUUUUUGCUCCGAUUUGAAGAGACUUUUUGUGAGAUGUAAAUUUAUAGGUACGGUAAAUAAAUCUAUGUGAUAAGGCAGCAUAUUGUGUGACACGGAAGUUUUCAUGUUAAUUAUUCUAGCUUUUGUUCCAAAUCAAUUUCAUAGACAGUGUACAAAUGACAGUAAAUUAUAUUGACUUCUCUAUAGGUCUACUUACUUACCUAGGUGGUUGUUUAGAAGUUUUUAUGAACUAUGGACUGGUUGAAGGAUUGCCUGCGUGCGGCUGGUUUGUAUUAUAUUAAGUAAAUUCAUUACUUUGACUAGAUUUAGCCUCUAAACUAAGCUGCCAACCAGAAAAGCACUGCAUAACUACUUUACCAAACACCUGAGUUAUGUGGUAGACAGUCUGGUAACAGUGUUCGGCAAAAUAACCGAAAAUGCCAUUAAAAUCUACAGCCAAUUACCGGAUAGUUAAUAUGUCCACGCAAUUAAGACGGUGGAUGACAUAUGUGCCUAUUACUUACCUGGAUGUAUAGUUAAUAUGAAUCUAUGGUUUUAUACUUCAAAGGUUGACCCGGUUUGCCUUCAAACUUUUAUACAUUACUCGAAUAUUUUUAUACAAUCACAUGUCACUGUGGUCAUGGUCAUAAAUCAAGAUUGAUUUCUAUGUUUCUUAUAAUGAUUUAUAUUAUAUCCAACUCCCACUUUCUGGUAGAGUAGAGGUCUACCCUAUGUAGGUACCUUGCCCACGGGGCCAAAUUAUCUAAACUCACGCACUUGUCAAGUUCGUGUUCACAUAUUUUUGUCCCUUUGUACGUAUCGGUACUUUUUACCUUGACUGUACAUUGGAGUUUCAUUGAAAUUAUUAGCAAUCUUACUAUUAAUAGCUUACUUAAGAUACUUGUGCUAGCGUUAUUAAUGAUCAUGACCACAUUCUAGAGAAAGUCAUUGUUGUGUAGAGAAUACAAACCAAUCAAAUCAAUUUGAAAGGUUAUUUGGAAAAUAGUUACACGUAAGAAAUUGUUUGAUCUGUUGGAAAAAUCUACAUUAAUUUAAAUCGUUUAUUAUAGUGAUUAAAUGGUUAUAAUACGUUGUGUUUACGUGAUAUUUCUGUCUCUUAUAAAACAUGUACUGCUGAGAGGUUUGGUUUAUUCAUAUCGGUAAAUAAAAGAAUGACCUAUCACCGGUCAAUCGAUUUUAUCAACGUCAUCUAAUGUUAGGAGGAGUUAGUAUUACAAUGCACUUUAUUGUCUUACUGAAGCGAAAUACCCUGCGUCCAAAUCUACUAGUUUCCCAAAGGCCAGGAGGCCGAUUCGAAAGUACUUUUGGUAUCUAAAUUAUGUACUUUUCUUUUUUUUUAUGAAGUAGAUACGUCUGCGAGCGUUACUCCAAAUUUUUAAAUUAAAGGAAAAAUAAAUAUUUGAUGUACUUUUGUUAUCAUUCGCGCGUGCAUUUCGCUCGCACUUGUCAACACGCGAUGAUCUCGAAAUGUAAGUGUAUUGAAUUAGCCUCCAUGUUUCUGCGUAUCUGUAUCUGUAUUUCAUCGUUGAUAUCGGUUUUCGCCGUCAUUGCCUCCAUUACGUCCAAUAAUUCUCUUGUUCUUGGUAUUUUGUAUUUAGUUAAUUUAUCACCUAAUAGUGCCAUUAUACUGUAUUUGAUGAAUAUAAAACAUUUUGUUAUUAGAAUUUGCUAUAGUAACUACAUAAUAAAUAAAUUUUAUUGUAAUGAGUAACAUAACAACAAAAAUAAAAGUUUUUUGAGUUCAUAAACAGUAUUAGUUUAGCAAACGUAACGCGAAAAUAUAUAGGCACGGUAACAAACGGAAGUUUACUCUAGUAAAUUCUGAAUAACUUGUCCUGUCGCUUAUGUUAGCGCAACAUGGGUUGGCUUUGUUACCCUAAUUUCGCCUAAACCUUUCAGAUUGGGAUGUGGGUCAGAUUUUGGGAUUAUAAAAGUAAAUUUUCCGAUAGAUUUUAAGAAUGAAAACCCAUCACGGCCGUUGAAUCCUUCAUCAAUAUGCACAGUGCAAUCAUUGAAGACAUAAUUUUCUUUAAGUAUAGGUACCGAUACCAGUGCGUUGUUAUUAGAACCUUUAGUGUCAAUAAGUUAUUUGGAGUUUGGUAUGAGCCCUUUCCAUUGUUUUUGAUAUGAGUUAAUUGUUGAUUUUAUGUUAACGUUAAAUUAAAGGUCAAAUUGGAAGGUGUGGCCUUAUAUUUGCGAGCGUCAAGGCAGAACUUUAUUGUAUAGUGCCAGGAACAAAUGUUUGAAUUAAGUAAAAAAGAAUUAAUUACCUUUGUAAGUUGAUAGUUGUAUCGUAUCGGGACGCGGGUGACUGCGGACAUGUGUGAGAAUAAAAUGUAAAUAAUUAAAUUAUAUUCCUUUAUUAUACACUUAGAUAUAUUAUUUCUACUAGAACCUGAUAUUCUGGAGAGUGAAAAGGAAAAUUAUUUUAUGUUCGCAAACAUGUUCCAAGUAUUAAAAUUGUGAAAAUAGAGACUGUGUAUACCGUGAUAGUACUUAAUUUAUAUUGUUGAAGUCUCGAGUUACGCUAGAUCGUCCUGUUUUCGCUUGUAUACCAGAUUAGUUCCAACUUGAACACUGUGAACAUGUAUUGUUUAAAAAAUCUACAUUGUUGGAAAAUUCCUGGUUCCGUUGAGAUGUAUCUAUUGUGAGAUAUCACUCUCACUACGUAUAAACUUGAAAUCUCCAAUAGAUAACAUUUGGAUGGAACGUGGAAUUAGACCCCAGAGAGAGUAACAGUGGGAAGUAAGUGCAGAAAUGUAUGGAGCAGUAUGUUGUUUUGAGGCGACGCCGCUUGGCACGAUUGUGCCUUGGCUCAUAAAUAAUAGGGAUUCACUUAUGAAAUUAUUAAUUAAUUCAGAAAUGAAUUUCUCGUCCCUAAUUUAUACGAAAAUGAUACCAAACUUGACCUGAUAGCCAUAGGUAGGUAGAAAUCAAGAGCGAACUGGACCGCUGCAGCCGCCACUCCCUUUUUAGGGGGUAUCCAAGAGUUAAUCUCGUGGCUAGGGCAUUAGAUCAGCUUGGUAGUUUAUACGAUCCAAGGAGCAAUCGUGCCAAGCGAGAUCGCCUGAGACAAAAGUGCAUACCUACUCAAUUACUCACUGCAUUUACUUCCCCUACUAUUUAAGCAAUUCCAGACUAACUAUUUGUAAGAGUCCUGUGUGUAAACCCGUGGGCGAUAUUGUUUUGAAUAUCGUACAAUGUACAAAACAAUAUAGUUUAACUUUUACACGA
This is a messenger RNA of Cydia strobilella, 6291 nucleotides long. RefSeq names its product high mobility group protein DSP1 (gene Dsp1). Gene Ontology annotation, biological process: regulation of transcription by RNA polymerase II. The record is from RefSeq and is a predicted model, not a curated record. Gene Ontology annotation, molecular function: DNA binding, bending. NCBI's taxonomy places the organism in Eukaryota, Metazoa, Arthropoda, Insecta, Lepidoptera, Tortricidae. The transcript has 6 exons. Bases 388 to 1875 code for a protein of 495 amino acids.